Molecule: messenger RNA, 1434 nt
Organism: Biomphalaria glabrata
Lineage: Eukaryota; Metazoa; Mollusca; Gastropoda; Planorbidae
Product: palmitoyltransferase ZDHHC15B
Exons: 2
Coding region: 42-944 (300 amino acids)
Molecular function (GO): palmitoyltransferase activity
Source: RefSeq, a predicted model, not a curated record
UAAGAUGUCAACACCUUCACACACGCUGACACGCGAUUUCAAUGUCCAUUUGGGGUUGGGUGCCACCUCUGGUGAUCUCGCUGGUGGCGGUGUACACGUACUACGCCUAUGUGGUGGCCAUGUGCAUCAUGACCUCUAACCUCCUGGCCGAGAAGGUCAUCCUGAUCCUCGUCUUCCACGCCCUGUUUGCGAUGUCCGUCUGGUGUUUCGUUCGAAGCGUGUGGACAAGGCCGAUGAAGCCGACGGUCAAGUACGCCCUGGAGGAGGCCGAGUGGUCAAAGAUGUCUUACGACUACAACUGGAAGAAGGAGAGGGAGGCCAUGUCCAACCUGAGACAGAAGGUUGGGAUCAUUACCACGGCCUCGGACACUGGCGAUGGCAUGCUGCAGUACUGCUUCCAUUGCCGGAAUCUGAAACCAGACAGAUGUCACCACUGCUCCAGGUGCGGGAUGUGCGUCCUGAAGAUGGACCACCACUGCCCGUGGGUCAACAACUGCGUGGGCUUCCACAACUACAAGUACUUUCUCCUCUUCCUCUCCUACAGCUCCUUCGGGGUCAUCUUCGUCAUCUUCACCUCCGCGCGCUUCAUCUACGAGUUCAUCAUCAACGCGCGCCAUUUCGGCCUGGCCUCCGCCGUCAGCGGCAACGUGUUGGUCAUCCUGAUCAUGCUGGUCAUCCACGUCCUGGUGGGCAUCGCCCUCAGCCCGCUCCUCUACCUCCACCGGGACCUCGUGGCCCACAACGUCACCACGCUGGAGAACUCCAGGCCAGUUGGAGUGUACGGGACGAAGCCCAGCUACAAGACGUUUGACAUGGGCCUUCAGGCUAAUUUUGUGCAGAUUUUCGGAGAGCGGAAGCUCUACUGGUUCUUUCCCAUUUUCACCAGCCAAGGGGACGGAAUGACCUUUCCCAUAUCAACGUAUAAAAAGACGGAAAACGCGUAAUACAUUCUGGGCUCAUUCACGCAAGCUUCUAUGCAUAAACCCUCCUACCAAUAAAGUAUUUACAUCAUGACGAACAUGUAAGUUUAUGGAUUAGCCUACUUGGUGUACAUAUGCACUUUCGAAGUAAUAAGCGGAGCGACAGAUAACGAAAACAGGAUGAAAGCUAAAAAUAGUAACUUGUUGGUGAACUCAAUUAGUUGGAUGUCAUGAAUUUUUGUUGAUUCAUCAAGGGAAGUAAUUUGUCAACAUUGUCAACAUGAGUCGGUUAAAUAUAUUUGUAAGUGGGGGCCUUGAGAGCUGUCUGUGCUGUGAGUGUGUCGAGUUGAUGACUGGAUGACAGUGGCCCAGGAAGCGGACAUGAAGCUUGCCCAAUGUGUAGCUUACGUGUGCGUGUGUGAUAGUGUGUAGACGUUUUUGUAUGUGUGUUUGUGUUUGUUUUAUAUUUUUACACAAUUGUAUCCGAGGAAUAAAUUAUAUCAUUGGAAAAUGU